GAGGCGAGCGAAACUCACGUCUCUCCCCCCUCCCCCGCGUCCCUUCCCUCCCUACCCCGUCGCCGUCGCCGUCGCCGCUGCCGUGCGUCGGAGCGGGAUGACGCAGAGCAUGAGCGGCCGCGGAGGGAGCGGCCGCGGGUACGGACUCCACCACCACCACCACCACAGCGCGCUGUGCUGCCUCUCCGCCGCGCCGCCGCUUCCGGGGGACGCCACGCCGACGCUGCCGCUGGCGCCGGACCCCGCCGCCGCCGCCGCCGCGGCCUCGGGGGCGGCGGUGGCGGUGGAGGGGGUACUGCACAAGUGGACCAACUACGGCCGCGGGUGGCGGGAGCGCUGGUUCUCGCUCCGCGACGGCGUCCUGUCCUACUCCAAGAUUCGGGCCGGCGCGGGCGCCGGCGCGGCGGAGGAGGACGGGGAGGUCAGGCUGAUCGGCUCCAGGGUCGGCGGCGCGCGCCACACUGAGAAGCCCACCGGCGUCGUAAGCCUCAAGGUGUCAGCAUUUCGGGAGAGCAAGUCUGACGAUAGGAGAUUCUACAUAUUUUCCCCCACAAAGACGCUUCACUUGAAGACACAUUCAAAAGAUGACCGUGUUGCCUGGAUUGAGGCCUUGAUCUUGGCAAGGAGUGUGUACUCUCUCAGGUCACUCAGCGGGAGAGUAACUUUCGUGCAGUGCGAUGUUUCGAUUUCAACUGCAAGGCUUCGAGAUCGAAUGCAUCAGGAGGGUCUGAACGAGAAUCUUAUUCAGGACUGUGAACAGAUUGUACUUUCUGAAUUCUCAAGCUACCGGAAGCAACUCAAGCGGCGUUAUGAGGAUUACUUAAGCUUGUUUGGGUCCUGCAGACACAAUUUUGAGGAAGGUAAAGAUGGAAGUAUAACACAGGGGGAAUUGACAAGAAAUGACUUUUCUAGUUCUCGACAUGGAAAUUUUAGCGAAUAUAGCACAACAGAAUCUGAUGAGUUUGAAAAGAACGACGGAGGUGAAUUGAUCUGUGAAGAAGAAACUCCAUUCUUUGAUUCUGUGGACUACUUCAUAGAAUCAGACAACAGGUCUUCAACCAUGCUAAGUGAUCAGGAAGUUGUGGAUACCCAAACACAAGAUUCUAGUGACAGGUUACCACAAAUCAGACGAAGGACUAGACUACCAGAGCCUACUGAGAAGGAGAAAGGGAUCAGCCUCUGGUCCAUUAUUAAAGAUAGUGUUGGAAAGGACUUGACACGAGUUUGCCUUCCAGUUUACUUCAAUGAACCUCUCUCAUCCCUUCAAAAGUGCUUUGAAGAUUUGGAAUAUUCAUACCUCUUGGAUCAGGCCUAUCAAUAUGGAAAAAUGGGAAAUAGUCUCAUGAGAAUUCUCAAAGUAGCUGCUUUCGCGAUCUCCGGCUAUGCUUCAUCUGUUGCAAGACCUUGCAAACCAUUCAAUCCAUUGUUAGGAGAGACCUAUGAAGCUGAUUACCCUGAUAGAGGAGUUCGUUUUUUCGCAGAAAAGGUUAGUCAUCAUCCAAUGCUGAUUGCCUGCCACUGUGAAGGCAAGGGUUGGAAAUUCUGGGGCGACAGCAAUCUCAAAUCCAAGUUUUGGGGGCAGUCAAUUCAAGUUGAACCAGUUGGCAUUUUGACUGUGGAAUUUGACGAUGGGGAAAUCUUCCAAUGGAAUAAGGUUACAACGACUAUUCAUAACCUCAUCCUUGGGAAGUUGUACUGCAGCCACCAUGGAACCAUGCAUAUAAAAGGGAAUCGUCAGUAUUCAUGUAAACUUAAGUUCAAAGAGCCAUCACUUCUUGACCGGAAUCCUCACCUAGUACAAGGCUUUGUAGAGGAUAAUGAUGGGAGCAAAGCUUCGUUUUUAAUAGGGAAGUGGGAUGAAAGCAUGUAUUAUAGUAAUUCUGAUACUUUCAAGGUGAGAAGUGCUGAUCAACUGAAAGGUGCUUCGCUAUUGUGGGAAAAGAACAAACCUGCUCCUAAUCCAACGCGGUACAAUCUGUCUUCAUUCGCGAUCACGUUGAAUGAGUUAACCCCAGGGCUGCAGGAAAAACUUCCACCUACAGAUUCACGGUUGAGACCAGAUCAGCACCACCUAGAGAAUGGAGAAUAUGAAAAGGCGAACGCUGAGAAGUUGAGGUUGGAACGGCGUCAAAGAAUGUCCACGAAACUUCAAGACAAUGGCUGGAAGCCCCGGUGGUUCGAGCAGGACACUGACGAUGGGACGUACCGCUACAAAGGCGGAUACUGGGAAACAAGAGAGAAGGGACACUGGGACGGGUGCCUCGACAUAUUUGGGGAAUUCGUUGAGACAUGAGCACCCUGUUCUCGCAGUAGCAAAGGAUCAAGCAGCAAGCACCCAUCCGGCAAGGCCAUUUAGAAACAACGGAGCACCGCCAUCUUCGCUGGAGCUCCUCUUGUUAAACAAGAAAAGGGGAGCACUGCGCGAGGAAUAUUGAGGAAGGCGGCAUUGCCAUCCUGAACUGAAUGGUAGCAGAUAUGGAUGACAAUGGAGGCAUGACCAGUCUGUUAGUAUAGUAUAGUCCCCGAUGCAAAUAAGAAUGUUGGUCUCCAUUCUUUGGUUCCUUGUGUUAAACAUGGAUCUGUUGUUGUUGAGCAGGCUACCCGGCCUUCAUUUCAUCAUGGAAGAGAUCUGCUUGCUCGGCUAUGGCAAAAUUCUGCCUGCCCAUGUAAUGCUUUUGCCUAUUCCAGCCAGGAUGGGAAAAGAACAUUGUGCAGAGAAAAAGAGCCAGUAAACUUACAUGAACCUGACAUAGUUUAGCAAAUAAAUUUCCUUUAUUUCCAAUA
Panicum virgatum (switchgrass) is the source of this 2784-nucleotide messenger RNA. Its product is annotated as oxysterol-binding protein-related protein 2A-like. Gene Ontology annotation, cellular component: cytosol; intracellular membrane-bounded organelle; membrane. Gene Ontology annotation, molecular function: sterol binding. Bases 98 to 2293 code for a protein of 731 amino acids. The record is from RefSeq and is a predicted model, not a curated record. The transcript is spliced from 10 exons. Lineage: Eukaryota; Viridiplantae; Streptophyta; Magnoliopsida; Poales; Poaceae.